Silurus meridionalis is the source of this 3243-nucleotide messenger RNA. It is a transcript of the gene dnajc7, whose product is annotated as DnaJ (Hsp40) homolog, subfamily C, member 7. The record is from RefSeq and is a predicted model, not a curated record. NCBI's taxonomy places the organism in Eukaryota, Metazoa, Chordata, Actinopteri, Siluriformes, Siluridae. The coding region runs from base 79 to 1554 and encodes 491 amino acids. The transcript has 14 exons. Gene Ontology annotation, molecular function: protein binding.
GCUUACGUGUAACCGGGGGCGUGGUCGAGCGACGUGCGUCAAAGCGCUCGCACGCCGUUCGUGGUGCUUGACAGCAAAAUGGCGGCGGCUGCAUACAACGCGACUGCGGAGCCGGAGAUGGACUCGCUCAGCGACGAAGAGCUGGAAAGGGAAGCUGAAGGUUGCAAAGAGCAGGGAAAUGCUUAUUAUGUUAAAAAGGACUACGCUGAAGCGUUCAACUACUACACCAAGGCUAUUGAUUUGUGCCCAAAGAAUGCCAGUUACUAUGGCAACCGCGCAGCUACACUGAUGAUGCUAAGCCGCUACAGGGAAGCUCUGGAGGACUCCCAGCAAGCUGUGCGACUAGACGACACCUUCAUGAAGGGUCACUUACGGGAGGGCAAGUGCCACCUGUUACUCGGUAAUGCAAUGGCUGCCAGUCGAUGCUUCCAGAAGGUUCUGGAGCUGGAAUCUGACAACAGUCAAGCGCAGCAAGAGCUAAAGAAUGCAGAGUCAAUUUUGGAAUACGAGCGCAUGGCUGAGAUCGGAUUCGACAAACGAGACUUCAGGAUGGUGGUGUUCUGUAUGGAUCGAGCGCUGGAGUCGGCCUCUGCGUGUCACAGAUUUAAGGUGCUGAAGGCGGAAUGCCUGGCGCUGCUCGGCCGCUACCCAGAAGCUCAGUCUGUUGCCAGUGAUAUCUUACGGAUGGACUCUACUAACGGCGAUGCCCUGUAUGUAAGGGGUUUGUGUUUAUAUUAUGAAGACUGUAUCGACAAGGCCGUGCAGUUCUUCGUUCAGGCACUGCGCAUGGCACCGGAUCAUGAGAAGGCUCGUCUGGCCUGCAGAAAUGCCAAAGCCCUGAAGGCGAAGAAAGAAGAAGGAAACCAGGCGUUCAAAGAGGGCAAUUUUGAGGAUGCUUAUAAUCUCUACUCAGAGGCCCUGACCAUCGAUCCGAACAACAUCAAAACCAAUGCCAAGCUUUACUGCAACCGAGCCACCGUUGGCUCCAAGUUAAAGAAACUGGAGCAGGCCAUAGAAGACUGCACAAAAGCCAUUAAACUGGAUGAAUCCUAUAUUAAAGCAUACUUACGAAGAGCCCAAUGUUAUAUGGACACAGAGCAGUACGAAGAAGCUGUGAGGGACUACGAAAAGGUCUAUCAGACAGAGAAAACUAAAGAACAUAAGACUUUAUUGAAGAACGCUCAGCUGGAGCUGAAGAAGAGUAAACGGAAAGAUUACUAUAAAGUUCUAGGAGUGGAUAAAAAUGCUACAGAAGACGAGAUCAAGAAAGCUUAUCGCAAACGAGCCCUUAUGCACCAUCCAGAUCGACACAGUGGUGCGAGUGCAGAGAUACAGAAAGAGGAGGAAAAGAAAUUUAAAGAAGUGGGUGAGGCCUUCACUGUGCUCUCGGAUCCCAAAAAGAAAUCUCGUUACGAUAGCGGCCACGAUCUGGAGGAUGACGACAUGAACAUGGAUUUCGAUGCCAAUAAUAUAUUCAAAGCAUUCUUUGGUGGCCCUAGUGGUUUCAGUUUUGAAGCAUCUGGACCUGGAAAUUUCUUUUUCCAGUUUGGCUAAUUGUCCAUUCUCCCGCAUGUAUGCAGCAGCCCCAUACGGCCUCCAGAAUCAACUCCAACACAGACUCUCACCAGUCUCUCUCUCUCUCUCACACACACACACACACACACACACACACACACACACACACACACCUCUGUACAACAGCGUGUUGUACUGCAGUGUGCCAGGUCUAGGACCCGCAUAUGGUCAUUCUACAAAAUGGUUUUAAACACCGUGACAAGUCCAGCAGUCCUUUCGGACUACACUUUUGACUGCAAUUGUUUUUCCCUCCUGGGUGGCAUCAUGAACAGCUGCACAUAUGUUUCAACAUUGUUUUUCUUUCUUUAAAUUAAAAAUAAUCCUAGUUAAUUAACCACUCUGGCGUAAUGGCUUUCCCCGGUUUUGUUUGGUCGUGGAAUCAAGAUUGGGUUCUCCCAAUGUAGAAGGUGCUACAUUUUGACUGAAAUCAUCAUUUGCAGCUUUCGUUGUACCAAUCCAGGAUCUGUUUUUGCUCAACACUUUGCUGAUUUCAGUGCCAGUUAUUGUCAAGGUUUGUGCUUUUGACCUUGUGAUGCCGGUAGGAAGGGAUGUAUUAUACGUACCUCAUCUCCAAAUGUACAAAAAUGUUCCCAGUCAUUGCAGUUCGCUCUUUUUUUUUUUUAUUCUCAUUUGCUGAUCCAUUCUAUGCCAAAUUUUAAUGCUAAUCGAGUUACGCAUUCUGCGACUAGGAUUAAGUCCCAGCUUGUUGAACCACUGCAUACACAAGUGUGGAGAUUAUGAUUAAAAAUCUGGUGUUCCAGUUCCCUCUGGUGGUUCCCUCCAAACAUACAAGCGCUACAAAUUCACCAUCGCCAUUCAACCAUUGCUGCAUUGUACAUUUUAAUGGAAUGUAAAGUGUUUCUCUUCGUGUUGAUAGUUGAUGACUGUUUAAUUUUUUUAACUAUAAAAUGUAUUCUGGGUUUUUUUUUUUUUUUGAUAAUCAAUAUUUAUUGUAAAUUCUCAAGCCAGGCAUGAGCCUUUUGAGAUGUUUUGUGAAUGUUCAUUAGCUACGCUACACGAGGAUCUUAGACGGUGAUCUUUGAGGCACUAACUGAAUUUGCUGAGCCUGAUUGGAGAGCACAGCUGUUUGUUUAUCUGUGUAGAGUUGCUGGAGGACCUGAGUGUAAAUCCCUACACUGCUACUAAGAUGUUCUAGGAUGGGUUUUUCAUUUCUUGUUUUGGAGAACCAAGUUCCAGCCCAGGUUCCUCUGCUUUGUACACAUGGUUCAAUGUACACCCCGUUUAUACAUGUUUAACAGCAAGGUGGACAGUGACCAAACUGUGCUAGGCUUUGGAUUUAAAGAACCCAGUUCUAAGCUCACUGGUUGGGAUGUUGUCUGUAUGGAUUUUGGAAACUGGAACUCUGGAUGUUUAAAUGUCUACCCUGCAUGCAUGCUUACUUGAAUUUUAUUCCACGAUUAAGUAGCUAUACAAGGCAGAUUCCUGGGUGUAAAAAAAAAAAACGGCUUUUGUUCUCCAACAACUUGAAUUACACGUUAAAAUGACUCAUGUUGCCUGUGCUAAGAUCCUCAUGGUGCAGUCAGAAGAGAAACAUUCACAUUGCUCUGGCUAAUGCUAAAGGAACAGUCUUGACUAUGGACCGUUUUUAAGACAAAAAAAGAAAUAACCAUGUAAAUAAACUUAGCCUGUUUUCUGUUUCUCCCCAUG